This is a messenger RNA of Diaporthe batatas, 2700 nucleotides long. RefSeq lists its product as uncharacterized. The coding region runs from base 1 to 2700 and encodes 899 amino acids. NCBI's taxonomy places the organism in Eukaryota, Fungi, Ascomycota, Sordariomycetes, Diaporthales, Diaporthaceae. The record is from RefSeq and is a predicted model, not a curated record. The transcript is spliced from 3 exons.
AUGGAGGGCACAACCCCGCCAAAUAUAUCCCCGAAGAGGGAGGUCAUGCUGCGCAUGGUGCGAGGCCGAAAGGCCGCCACCUACGCCAGUCUGAUUGAUGUCAACGAGGUUGAGGGCCUGACCGAUGCCUAUCUCGCCCUCCUCGACGAGAGAGUGCCCGCGGAUCGGCUGCCGCCUCCACUGACAUCCAACGAGUUCAAGCACUACGUGCGGCUUGUUUACAACGCGAUCAAGUCGACCGACGCGGCCAGCGACGCGUUUGAGGUGAAUCCCAACGACGGAAACACGCGCAAGACCUUCGCCAUGGCGUACAUCGACUCCAUCGGCAUGUUCGAGGUGCAGCUCGUGGCCGGCCAGCUGGUGAAGGCUGCCCACAGGGCUCAGUCUGGAAUAUACACGAUGCCUGCUUGGACCCGGAUCCCGAAUAUAGGCUUCCAACAGCACAGCACCUUUCCUGAGCGCAUGAACAAGAUCAUUGAGGCUUUGAAGGCCCGCAAGUUGUUUGGCUGGUCCAUGUUCGUCGACCCCAUCGUGACUAUGGAGAAGCGUCUUGCCCUGGCCCCGAUUCAAGAAAUUCAGACCGAGCGAAACAUUCAGUACAGCAACGGCAACCCUGUCAUUCAGCUCCUAGUCGCCAGGAGCAUCUUACCUGAUGGGCCAGCCGCGAAGUCAAAGAAUGACAGCGGCAACAAGGACGUCAACAAGGACGCCCACAAGGACGCUCACAAGGAUGGUGACAAGGACGAAGGUGUCGUUAACUCUGGCACUCCUGCACCAGCAAGCAAGAAGCGUAAGCAUAGUAACGCUGAGACCGCCCUCACAAACCCCGGUGAAUCCAGCUACAAUACUCCAGCCGCGAAGAAGCAGAGCACCGCUGCUGCGGCCGCGGCCCUCGCCAACGCCAGCACUUCAGCCAAGAACGCUUCUCCAGCAGCGCUGUCAUCCGAUGUGGCCAGCACUUCCGUCCAGCCAGCGGCUCUCGCAGCGCCCACUGGAAUCAACACUGCUGGGUCUGCACGAUCUGCCACUCCCGCCGGCGCAGCCUCUACGCCCGCCAGUCGCGCUCGCCUCCUGCGGCCUGCUCUGAGGCCAAUCCUGCCCCGUCCCGCUGGCGUCGCCUCAGUUACUCGUCCCGUCAACCAGCAGACCACUCUACAGGAUGCUGCCGCCAUACGAGCAUCAUGCGGACGAUUCGAUGCCAAGUACUUGGCCAGUGGGCCUUCUCAUCAGCAGUAUUACCUGCCUCCCCCUGACUAUCAGGCUUCGCAGCGAGCCACUCAGGCCUAUCAGCAGGCCAAGCGUCCGGGUGGCGACUUCAUCGCAGCGGCACAGGGGCUUGGUGUAGAGGACUCAAAUUAUUGGCAGACUCCCGAGUUUCUUGCUGAAUUGGAAUCAUUUCCAACAAACUAUCAGCUGGAGGGCAGCAGCCACUAUGGACAACAACCUACCACACGCCACCAGGCCGAGGGAGGGGAGGUACACUUUAAUGGGCCCGCCGUUGGCAUGCCACUGGCACAGAUGAAUACCGGCAGCGUCUUCUUUACUAGUGGCGGCGCGGUUAACAACUACAUCCAGCCACACUCCCCGAGCCAGCCCGGCGAUCAAGCCCACGGGUUCCCCAGCGACGGGAAUUCCCACACAGUGGACUACUAUUUUGGCCCCAACAACUCUCAGAGCCAUGAGGGAAACCAUGCAAGUUUUCAGCGAGACAACCCUCUGCCGCCCCAAACCCCGGCAAAUUCGCCCCAGGAGGCUCAUACCGCCGGCCCCAGGUCCCAGCAGCAAGUCGAGGAGGAUGGCCCUUCCCUCCCGCUUGUGGCGGAACGCAACGCUCCCGCAGCGAGGACUGCCAGUGGUUGGGGCUUGGACUUGGCAGGAGAGGACCCGACUGAUGCCACGGCGAUCGAGGACUGCCGCAGGGCUGCCCUCGGACUGCGUCCCACAGGCACCAGGGGCUGGCAGCAAGAGGCUGGAGAGCAGGCGGCGGCUGCCCGCCAUGCGCCCGUGGCGGGCCCCAGCGCCUCCGCGCCCUGGCCGUGGGGUGACUCGAGUCCCGACAUUCCAGAGCAAACUUUCGACGAGGCGAGGGCUCUCCACGACUGGCACAGGAUAAAUAUGGGCCUGUAUCCUGUUCACACCGGCGGCUGGCAAUUCCAGGCGGACGAGCCGGACACGCCCUACGCCUGGACCGGUCCGCCCCAGGCCGGCGAUGGCUUUGUUCCGUUCAGGGAGGCCUCGGAGGAGUACGAGUACGACUUCAAGGAGGAGGCCCGCAACAAGAAGAAGAACAACGGGGCGGGCGACAAGCCCAAGGCUGAGAAGGGUCAUGUGUACGGCGCCCGAGCAGCAGCCGCUGGCACUCAGGCUAAGCCUUUCACUGCCAAGAUUACCAGACUUGUUUACACGCAGCCCAGCGACCAGGCCCAGGACGGAGCGGGUGUCCAGGACAACCAGGAGCAGGCCCGCGAGGAGGGCUCCCAAGCGGCUCGUCCCGCAGCAAAUGCUCCGGUCCGAGUGCCAACCCUCACGAGUAACCAGAGGAUACACAUCAGGCGCGCCCGCAACAACGUGAACAACGACGCGGGUGAGGACGACGAGCCUGCGGAGGAGGGUGAGGACGGCCCCCAGGCUGCUCCUGAACCAGCAGCUUCUCGCACCCCAACAAAGCGCUACAGGAUCAACCCUCGUCUUGGGCCUUAG